AUGGUGCCUAAUGAUAGGUAAAUUAUUUCUUAAUUGUAGUUAAUUGGAACGUUAUGAAAUGGAAGAUGAUAAAUUGUCAGCAAAAGCUACUUCAAAAAAAAUACAGAAUAGAAAAAUAUGGUCAUAAAAGGAAGACAAAUUGCUGGAAAGAGCAAUACAUGAACUUGGAACUAAUUGGAAGGAAGUGGCAAAGCAUUUAUAUAAUAGAAAUCCAUCUUAAUGCGCUUAAAGAUGGAAGAGAAUUAAGCCAGUCUCAGUAUGUUUAAUUUUAAAUAAGCUCAGUAACGCUCUCGACAUUCUUGGAGUGCAGAAGAAGAUUAAUAACUGUUAGAAUUAGUUAAAAUACAUAAAAGAAAUUGGGGAAUGAUUGCUAGUAUAAUGCAUUGGAGGACGGGAAAGUAAAUUCGAGAACGAUUCAUAAAUAAAUUAAACCCAGAAAUAAGAGCUGAACCAUGGUCAAAGGAAGAAGAUCUGAUUGUCAUGGAAGCUUAUUAAAAGUACGGAUCAAGAUGGACAGAAAUAUCCAAAUUAUUAAAAGGGAGACCUGUAUAAUUUAUAACUAAAUUUUUUUAGGAAAAUAUGAUAAAAAAUAGAUUUUAUUCCUUUAUUAGAAAAGAAUAUAUGAAUAUUUAAAAUCCUUAUUAUGUUAUACCAAAUUCAUAACAAAAAACAGAUGCUGAAUAAUUAAAAUCAACUUUAUAAUCAAAUGAAAUCCCAAAACAAGAUUAAAAUGAGAAUAGUUAAUCUUGCCAAAACAGUAUUUUAAAAAAGAAGAAACCUACUAAAAUUUUAAAGAAAAAAUUGAAAAAAUAAAAUGGUUUUAAAAAACAAAAGGAGUAAGAAAAAAAAAUAAUUAAUAAUGUAAAUGAAUAAAAUGAAGAAGUUUGGAAUGCAAUUAUUUCAGCUGAAAGCUCAGAAGUUUAGGUAAAAGAGGAAGAUGAUAAUGAAUUUUAAGCAAAUAAAAUUGCUUAAAGUAUAUUAAGUUAAAGUUUAAAUAACAAUCUCAGUUAGAUUAAUAACAUAUAGAAUUCUUAAUAACUGUUAAGUGAACCAUUUAGAUCAUUAUAUAAUUCUUAAGUCUUUUAGAAUUAACCUUCAUAAUAGUAAUAGUAUUAGUAAUAAUAAUGUAAAUAUUUGUACUAAUUUAAGACUUUGCUGCUAUGUAUUAUAAAUAUUAUGAAGGAAUUGCCAAUUUAAUCAAAAGUUAAAGUCUUUCAUAAUCAUAAUUACUCAAAGAAAGCCUUCCAAUCUUAUCAAAUGUUUCUAGUCAAGAAACUCAUUAGUCUUCAGCGAUGUAACUUUCAUUAUCAAAUAUGAAUUUUCUUCAAUUUCCUUAUAUAGUUAGACAAGAGUCUUUCCCUCAUUCAAUGAAUAAUUCAUAAUUUUGA
Paramecium pentaurelia is the source of this 1388-nucleotide messenger RNA. NCBI's taxonomy places the organism in Eukaryota, Ciliophora, Oligohymenophorea, Peniculida, Parameciidae. The record is from the annotation of a GenBank genome assembly.